Messenger RNA from Purpureocillium lilacinum, 594 nucleotides. NCBI's taxonomy places the organism in Eukaryota, Fungi, Ascomycota, Sordariomycetes, Hypocreales, Ophiocordycipitaceae. The record is from RefSeq and is a predicted model, not a curated record.
AUGAAGUUCUGUUGCGGGCUCCUCGCCCUACUGACGGCCCACGUCGCGGCCAAGACAAUCCGAAUCGACGUCGGCAGUAGCGGCAAGUCUUUCUCGCCUGACACUGUGACGGCUGAUAAGGGAGACGUCCUCGAGUUCCACUUUAGCAAGUCCAAGCACAGCGUCGUGUCAGGCGACUAUGACAAGGGCUGCUCUCCUCAGAGCCAGGGUGGCUUCUACUCCGGCAUGCUCCAGGCAAAAGGGAACAACCCAAGCAUCUUUCAAGUCACUGUGGAAAGCACUGACCCGACAUUCUUCUACUGCUCCGCCGGGAGCCACUGCCAGGGCGGCAUGGUUGGGGUCGCCAACCCAAGCUCGGGCAAAAGUCUCGCGACGUACAAGGACCACGCAAAGUCGUCCGGGAGUAAUGUGAGCCCCGAUGCUCCGUAUGGUGGCAAGCUCGUUAAGGAAGGCGAGGUCAACAACGGCGCCACGGCCACUACUGGCUCUGGGCCGAGCCAGACCAAGGACAACACCGGCGCUGCAGCGGGCCUCAGAGGGACGUUUGGUGUUGUAGCCGGCCUCGCCGCCGGCGCCGCUGCCUUCCUCGUGUGA